Sus scrofa (pig) is the source of this 2079-nucleotide messenger RNA. NCBI's taxonomy places the organism in Eukaryota, Metazoa, Chordata, Mammalia, Artiodactyla, Suidae. The record is from RefSeq and is a predicted model, not a curated record.
CUUCCGGUUCCGUGCUCACGUGACCCGGGCGCCCACGUGAUCACGCGCGGCCGCGGUGCCAUGGCUGCGAGGAUGGCGGCUUUUGUGCUGCUGCUAGGGCUCGCGGAACGCGGGCCCGCGCGCUCAGGUGCCGCCAAGAUGAAGGUGGUGGAGGAGCCCAACACGUUCGGCCUCAACAACCCGUUCAUGCCCCAGACCAGUCGCCUCCAGCCCAAGAGGGAUCCUUCGCCCGUGUCUGGGCCCGGGCAUCUCUCCAGACUCUCCGGCAAGUGCUUCAGCCUGGUGGAGGCCACGUACAAGUAUGAGUUCUGCCCAUUCCACAACGUGACCCAGCAUGAGCAGACCUUCCGCUGGAACGCCUACAGCGGGAUCCUCGGCAUCUGGCACGAGUGGGAAAUAGCCAACAACACCUUCAGGGGCAUGUGGAUGAGAGACGGCGACUCCUGCCACUCCCAGAGCCGGCAGAGCAAGGUGGAGCUUACCUGCGGCAAGAGCAACCGGUUGGCCCAUGUGUCCGAGCCACACACCUGUGUCUACGCGCUGACCUUUGAGACGCCCCUUGUGUGCCACCCCCACUCCUUGCUAGGUGGGCACCAGGGCUGGCCAGGGGCGUUGGGGUGCAGAGGGGCUCAACUCAGUCUGGUUUCUCUUGGCUCCUCAGUGUACCCCACCCUGCCUGCGGCCCUGCAGCACAGGUGGGAGCAGGUGGAGCAGGAUCUGGCGGACGGGCUGAUCACAUCCCAGGGCUAUGAGAAGUUGCUCAGGUCGAUCUUUGAGGAUGCUGGCUAUUUAAAGGCCCCAGAACAAAGCGAGCAGGCGCAGCAGGACAGGGGUGCCAAGGGCCUGGUGUUUGAGACGCUGGAGAGCUGCCAUGAGGCACAUAAAGCCCUGUCAGCGGAGCUGGAGAGGCUGCAGAGCGUGCUGACCCAGCACGGCAUCCCCUACACGCAGCCUGCAGAAACUUACAUCUCUGAGCACCUGGGCCCCAAGACACCCACAGACCCCACGGCAGAGCACCUGCGCGGCGACCCGGGGCUGCGAGCCAACAACCUGUGAUCAGGCUGCGAGGCGCAAUGUGGGGAGUCCCCACCAGAGGGCGCGCUUUCUCUUCCAGACACAGACAAGAUGAUAAAGAUUUUUAAUUUCCAUUUUAUCCAUACUGAUAAAAAUAACUCCAUGAAUUCUGUAAACCAUUGCAUAAAUGCUAUAGUGUAAAAAAUUUAACAAGUGUUACACUUAAACGGUUCACGACAAGGAAAUGAUUACACCUUAUAAAUACUAUACCUUCUGGGUUAAAACUCCAUUCCGGUAACAUUCUCCUCUAAAUACUCAAAGCAAAUGUAUGGAUUGGGGCUCCCACACUGAGGUCUCCUGCUGACACCGAACACACGUGAGCUGACAAGAGGUGGGCAGCAAGAGCCGGGGCCUCGCCCAGCACCAAGUGACUCCCACUCCCGCUCCCACACCCGGCGCUCCCACCACCCGCAAGCAGGACAGUGACGCCCUGGGACGCCGGGCCUGGCCGAGCUGUGACUGGGAGGCCUGUGCAGGGUGGCCCCGGCGGCCAGGAUGGAGUCUGGGUGGUUCUUUGGUCUUCCCACUGCACCCCGGUUCUCGGCCCGCGCCGCGCCCCGCCCCGCCCCAGCCGUGGGAGCCGGGAGCGCGGCCCUCUGGUCCGCCGAGCUCCCCAGCAAGAACUGACCCGAGUAGCUUAUGAACACACCUAAAGCUUCAUGGUUCUCCUUUACAAUUGCAAAGUGUCCAGGCUGGAUGUUGGUAAUAAAACUACCCUGUUCUCCCUCAAAAGGCCAAAGGCCUGGAGGGGGAAACAGGUGCAUAAAUAUUAAUAAAAAUAAUUUUAAACAGUGAUAACAGUAGCACAAAAUAUACGUAAUUUCUAAGAGCUAAUCAAUCAUUACUAGAAUUAAAAACCAAGUCGAACUACGGCAGCCGAGUCUGUCCCCUUCGGCAGCCGGCCCGCUGCGCGCUCCAUGGACCGGCCUCUAAGUGUCAGCUCUCCUUUCUGUCUCGUGAAGACAGGCUUGAAACCUCUCACUAUAAUAAAUACAUUCUAAUUUG